Messenger RNA from Diprion similis, 1901 nucleotides. RefSeq names its product MAPK regulated corepressor interacting protein 2-like. Lineage: Eukaryota; Metazoa; Arthropoda; Insecta; Hymenoptera; Diprionidae. The record is from RefSeq and is a predicted model, not a curated record. Bases 181 to 648 code for a protein of 155 amino acids. The transcript has 6 exons.
CUGGUACUACACGAUUGGUCUCCAAAAUGCAAACCAUUUCUGUGCUAUGGAGUUCGGUGUCCUCUCUGAUCGUACUUUGUAGUUUCAGCCUUUUUAGCCCGGUUCGGACUUCUGCUAGAUGGUCUCGUGUUUUCAGUUUCAUACCACUUAGCACUGAGUAAGUUUUCUUCGUAAAAAAUCAUGUACACUGUCUCGAAGGGGCCUAGUAAAAUCGUAGCAAAGACGCGAAGAGGAAUUAGUCAAAACUUGGAGAGGCUAGAAACGCUGCGUGAUCUUACGAGAAAAUCAGAUCCUGAUGAAAAUCACGAUGUAACUAAUCAUGUACCAAAGCCUGUCUUCCACAUCAAUGGGAAAUCAAAAUUCAGUUCUCAAAGGCACCUUCAGAAUCAAGAGGCAAUUACUCCACAGCACGAGGAACUUAUUAAAUUUGUUUACGAAUCGUGGAGUCAAGUCAGCACACAGAACAGUGAGUCCUCAGAUGGUUCGGAAUGUUCUGAGCCAUGCAGGCACAAUUUCAUUACAGGCCCUGGGGCGAUAGUAUAUUACAACGAUGGAGAACCUAACGUUGUCUUACAGGACUUCAAACCAUUCGAUUUGGAGUCUUGGUGGGGAAAGCGGCUUUUUCACAAUAUCACCAAGUCUCUUUAAGAUAUUAAAUCAUCUGAUGGUCAAAAGUGGCUUGAAUAACAAUGUGAACAAAUGAUAUGACGAUCAAAUCAGUUGGUUUCAUAUUGAAUUUAAAAUUGAUGAAGAUUGAAGAGAGCGCACAAAAUUGAAUUUAGUAUGAAUAUCCUGUAAUUGCAGUUCUUGAUUCAAGCGAAUACCCAACGUAGAAGAAUAAUCAUUUUGGCAAUAUUCUCCAACAAUAACUGAUCAAUUUUUGUUGCAAGAGAUUAUUGCUUAAAAUUAGUCAAGACUUUCUUACACCAAAAGGGGUCUUUACAUUUUAUAAUUAUUAAUGUUUAAUUGUGUUUAUCGGUAGUUGAAAGGUAACUAAAUCUAUCCGCGACAAUUUUUCAAGUGCCAUUUUUUACACAGCAAUUUGUAAAUAACAGGUGCUUUAUAAAUUUGUUGGAUAUUAAAAUGUUAUCUGCUGAACUUCUAUUAAUUGUUAGUAACUGUAGAUGCCAUUUAUUGUUGGACAAAAAUAUGCCAACUUUCAUAGUUUUCUUUAUUAUUGUUUAAUAUUCUGUAGAAUAUAUUUCGCAGAUUUCUGUACUAAAUUUUAUAGCAAGAGAGUUAUAUCGUACACGCUAUUCGAUUGAUAUCGUAGUAUCCUCAUCAUUGGCACACUGCUGAAUUUAAAAAAAUUCUUAUUCUCAUAAACACAGCGUACUUUGUUAUAGAGAUACAUACAAAAUGCAAUGUCACGUAGACAAUAAAUAAUAUUAUAGUUAUUUUAAAGAGUGAAUGUUGCAUGAGUAAAAAAGAGAAUUAUUGAAUUAUAGAUUGAACUAUGAUGUGAAUAUAUCUAAACGUGUGUUAUGUAUGUGUGUAUAAGCACGAUACAUGCUGACACGUAUGCAUAAGGUACCCGCUAAGCGAAUGUUUGAAAAUGAUAUCAAUGACUGUUACAACAAUUGUAUCAUUUAACUAUUUUAAGUACUAGUAUAACUUCGUAGACUGAUACUAUUAAGAUUGUUAUAAAUUUAUAAAAUAUUUUUACAGCGUGAAAAAAUUAAUGGUAGCUCGAUUAUCAUAAAAUUAUACAAGUAGUUUUGGAUUAAUGUCGAGUUUAUGAGGUACACAUUUCUUCAUGCCAUUAAUUUAUUCGCGCAGUAUUAAAAUUGCAAAUUGCAAUUUUGUAGUCGACAUGUAGUGAGAAAAUUUGGCCUAUGCUGCUGAAUUUGUUAUUAGAAGAUAUAUAUAUGUAUAUAAAAUAUAUAUAUCUUUAUAUUUUA